UCGUUUACACAAGGUGUCAGGUGAAAUUAUUUUGACUGGUGCUAAUGUCUAAAUGCGUCAUGGAUUUAAAAAACGAUAUGGUAACUGGAAAUUGUAAUUUCGAAACUGAGGCAAAAUUGGAUAUUUAAUCUUAUUUUUCCAAAAGGUCAAUCCAGUCGGCACUAAAUUUUCACUCACCACUUUGAUUAGUAAAAGAUUCAUUUGCGAACUUCUAGGAGAUCGUAAUGGAUGCAUUUUUUACAAAUCAGUCAAAUCAUUUUCGCCAAUCACAAACCUGUUGUUUUAACAGCAAUAAAACUAUUUCAAUCUUUCGAACCAUUGAAAAUUCAUGUUAUUCAAUUACUUUAGGAAAUUAGUUGACUAUGCUCAAGCCUUAAUGCAGAACCUCCAAAGUGAUACGAAUGAACGACCGUUCACAAAUAGAAAUCAGCUUGAAAGUUUUUCUUCAACAGCUCAAAUCAUUCAACUCUUCUUUACCAAAAGAUGCCGAUUAUGCCGAACUUAGGGAUGCUGUUAAUUAUGCCAUUCUUCAGUCUAAAAAAUGCAGAAAACUUAGAGAUAACAGCCCUUUAAAAUGUAAACGGGAUAUUCCUACACCUUGCUCAGAUAUAGAUAUUCCAUGUAUUCCAAAAGAUUUAUGCACUUUGUCUAUACCAAGGGACCAUUUCAACAUUGGCUUAUUGUCAAAUAAUCAAGACCAUCGGGCUGUCCAAGAAACAGAAGGUAAAGAAAUUGAUGAAAUAAUAUUCAAACUGAAACAAAGUGAAUCAAUCAAGAAUUUUGUACAAAGUGGGAAGAGAACUAGUUUACAUUAUGCAGCUUAUUGGGCUUCACAAACAUGUGUUCAAACGUUAAUAUUACAAGGAUCUGAUCUUACUGCUCGUGAUGAAUACGGUCUGACUCCAGUUAUAUGGGCUUGUGAAUCCGAUCAGCUGGGAAAUCUAAUCACUUUAAUGAAGGCGGCUAAAUUUCAGAAUAUUCCAGAAAACCAAUGGAUUUACGACAGUAGUGGUUACCAUCUCAUACACCACGCUUUAUAUAAAGAUAAUCGUUUAAAGUGUUUGGAGUACUUAUCAAACCAUGAGUAUGGAUUAAUUGUGGACAAGGACGACCAAAGCGUGCUACAUUAUGCAGCAAUGAAUGGCUUUUUGAAUGCAUGCAAAAUCAUCCUGCAGUGUAGAUCAAAUAUUGUUUUAUUAAAUCAAUUCAACAAAGACAGUCGUACACCUUUGCAUUUAGCUACUAUAAAUGGACACGGAAAUAUUGUCAACUUCUUGCUAAGUCAAAAAGCAAAUCCUUAUCUAUGUGAUAAAGAAAAUCAUACACCAUAUUACUAUGCAAACAGUAAACAUCUUCACUUUUGCCUAUUAAUAUAUGAACGAUAUAAUAUUAAAGAGAAACAGAAUGAGAAACCAACACUGGAUGACAACCUUUUAAAUGAAUUAAUAACAUUUAGACCAGCUAAUCCACAAUUUUCUCAUUAUCAGGAUUUCGAUAUUAACACAUAUUAUGAAAAUGAUAAGCAGAGAAAAAGUCCAUCACCGCCUACUUCAGAUAAUCGUUUAGUUAAACAGCAAAUUAAUAAGGGACAAAAUAAUGAUACUACUGCUACGAGUAACAGUAGUAUAAAUAAUAAUAAUGCAAAUCAGAAACAGAAUUCAUCUUCACUCUUGAAUAAAUCAAUAAGAAGACGAUUAGUGUUUGGAACAUUCAAUGACAAUUAUUCCAAUAACAGUAAGAGUAACAGUGUACUUGUCAGCCGAAACAAUCAGGCUUUAGACAGACAUAUCUCAUGCUCGUCAUCAAGAUUAACUGACAGAAGCCAACAUAUUGAAAUGAAUUCUUCAGUCAGUACAGACAGACAACCACAUAUUUCUAGAAGUAAUGUAAAAAUUAAACCUGAACUAUUGCCUACAGACAGACGAAUUCAUCGAUUUCGUAAUCCACUUAUUACAGCUAAACAAAUAAAUCUACAAAGUAUCAAUAAGUUUCAAAAUUCAAGAUUAAAACCAUCAAUCUCUACACUAUCAUCAUCAUCUGAUUACCCCGAAAUAGAUUGCAAAUCAGUGAAACAUAAUGAGGAAAUUUCAAUAAAUGGGCAAAGUAAUAAUGAUAAUAAUAGUAAUAGUAACAGCUUUCGUAUUGAUAACAGACAACAAGAUCAAAAGCACACGUCAAAUCUCUGUUCUACGAUAGAUCCUUUUAAAGAUGUUGUUUACAAAUCAAGAACUAGUGAUGGUUCCUCUAUUUCUGAUACAAAUUCAAUCCCAGAAACUGAAACAAUUCUUUACCCAACUCCUUGUAAAUUACCAUUUACCCAAAGAAUAGUUUCAAACAAUUUGACGUAUGAAAGUAAUUCAAGACUACUUAGACGACGUCAGGUGAACAGUCCAGUAAGAGAUACUUCUAGUAUAAAGAACAAUGACUACAUCAGUACUGGUGGUGAACUCGCUCAAACUUCCUUUGACCAACACGAUGAAAUGAUACCAUUAAAUCUUAAAAUGCCUACCAAGCAAAGUACACGCAUCUCUUGUCAAAAUAAACAAUCAUCCUAUAGUUUAAUCUCUCCAACUUUUAAAUAA
Trichobilharzia szidati is the source of this 2582-nucleotide messenger RNA. The record is from the annotation of a GenBank genome assembly. NCBI's taxonomy places the organism in Eukaryota, Metazoa, Platyhelminthes, Trematoda, Strigeidida, Schistosomatidae.